Molecule: messenger RNA, 990 nt
Organism: Protopolystoma xenopodis
Lineage: Eukaryota; Metazoa; Platyhelminthes; Monogenea; Polystomatidea; Polystomatidae
Source: the annotation of a GenBank genome assembly
AUGAUACAGAAAGCCUUUACGCAUCCAUCUUAUCAUCAUUUAGGCAAGGGACCCUCUAUUUUCUCUGUUACAAACUCGGUUUCUGGGGGCGAUUUAAUCUACUAUACAACCUACAAUCGUUUGCAUGCUGGACCUACGGUGGAGACUGAUUGUUACCAGCGACUUGAAUUCCUUGGUGACGCUGUGCUUGAUUAUGUAAUUACACGCUUCCUCUAUGAAGAUGCCCAACAUCAUUCUCCCGGUAUUCUCACUGAUCUGCGCUCUGCUCUUGUAAAUAACAACAUAUUUGCAGCACUGGCAGUCAGAAUCGGCCUUCAUCGCUACUUGCGCGCUUCCUCACCACACCUCUUUGCCGCGAUAGAUGCCUUCGUUCAUUAUCAAAAGGAAGUGGCUAAUGAUGAUCUAGAUUUUAUAACAAACGAGGAGAUGGGCUUUCACUGCUUUGACAAAGCUACAGCUUCAAAGAAACCAGAACUAACAACUUCAUAUGGCAAUCCACCAUCUGAUCAUCAUGUUUUUGAUGAACCUAUACCUAUUUCUACAGUCCAUUCCAAUGCAUAUUUUCCCCUCAACUCAAUGGACUCUUCAAAAUCCAGCGUUCCCUAUUCUUGCUCCGACACAUCUCUUGAGUUUACUACUCAUCCUUCUAUCAGACCUGAUAAAAACCUGCCUAGAAUUUCUCAUGGUAAUAUCAGCAAGACUGUUGGACAUAUAGUAAGCCAGGACCUGGGCAAUGUUGAAAAGAAAGGAUGGGGAGAAAUCCAAACGCAAGAACUACAAGAAGAUAGGUUUGGAACAGGAGAACAAAGCGACGACAGAGUGAUUAUAAACACCGAUGAUUUAACUGAGGCAUCUGGAGCUAUGGAGCGCCGAAAGACGGCUGAAGAGGCAAAGCGGUUGACUCGAGAUUUCCUUCCUCCAGAAACUGGUCACUUGGAUAAUGAAUUUCGGGUAGAGAGAGUAUUUUUAAUUCGCUAUAUUCAAUUUUAG